Cucurbita pepo subsp. pepo (vegetable marrow) is the source of this 1058-nucleotide messenger RNA. RefSeq lists its product as uncharacterized. The record is from RefSeq and is a predicted model, not a curated record. NCBI's taxonomy places the organism in Eukaryota, Viridiplantae, Streptophyta, Magnoliopsida, Cucurbitales, Cucurbitaceae.
CUUAAUUUUCUUCACUCUACUUGACGAUUUCACUUAUUUACUUUCAAUUCAUCAAUCCAAAUGCCUUCGAUUCGAGUUCGCCGUUGCCGGAUUGCUCUACCGGUGGCGGUAGCGGUGGCGUUGCUGGUUUUUAUGGCGAGUUUUUGCUGGAGCGAGAACGUGGUGCACGUUCCGUCGACGGAGGAGGCUCGAGAUUACCAAGAAAUGAAGGUUGAGACGGCGGCGAAAGAUGAAAAGGAAAAGGAUCAGUCGGCGGAGACUUGGACGGAAUGGGCGAAAGAGAAGAUUUCCGGCGGACUUGGACUGAAAAAUGAACGGCCAGAAGAUGGCGUAAAGAAAGUUACUGAUUUCACUUCCGGUGCGGCUGAGAAGGCCAAGGACAAAAUGGGGAAUGCCGCCUCAGAAGCGGGGCAUUGCGGUGGUGAGAAGGGCAGAGAAGUGAAGGACACGGCGGCGGAGAAGGCCGGGAAUGCUAAGGACAAGGCGGCAGAAAUGGCGACCACGGCGGCCGGGAAGACAAGCGAAGGAGCAGAGAAGGCGAAAGAAUACGCAUCCAAUGCAGCAAAAGCAGCGAAGGAAAAAACCGCCUCGCUGAAGAACAGAGGCGAGGAAGUCGCCGGUGAGGCGGCGGAGAAAACGAGAGAAGCGGAGGAGGCAGCGAAGAAGAAAACAGAGGAAACAACGGAGGCGGCGAAGGAGAAAGCGAAAGAGAAGGGGAAGGAGACGAAGGAGAGCGCGGAGGCGGCGACGAGAAGAGCAGAGGAGGCGAAGGAGAAGGUGAAGAGCUGGGCGAAGGACGGGUACGAGGCGGCAAAGGAGAAGAUAGGGGAGCAAUACGAGGCGGCGAAGGAGAAGAUGGAAGAGCAAUACGAGGCGGCGAAGAAGAAGUCGCAGAGGAUCAAAGACGACGUGGUUUGGUCGGAGGCGGAGGUCGGGGCGGACGACGAGCUGUGAAUAACUCCGGCACGGGGGCGGGAGUGUGUGUUCAUAUUAUAUAACGUAGAGAAGAGAGUUUCGUUUUAAGAUUUCAAUAAAUAGUUUUUAAUGGUUUAUAAUUA